UGAUGUAACGUUAUCUCGUGAUGGAAUAAGGCGUCAUAAACCAGGCUGACUGUCCAUCGCCUUAAUUCGACCUCCGUUCUCUCUACUCAGGCAUGUCUAUCGUCGCCGCCUCUGAAGCAAUCACCGUAUUGGACGGAUCCAAUACGGAAAGCUGUGCUCUUAUCGCGGGCGCAGCGCUCAUAUUCUUCGACCAUGUCAUAACAUUCGGCCAGGAGGUCCAGCUGUUCUGGGGAGAGCGAUCGUUCUCUGCAUGGUUGUUCUUUGCCAAUCGGAUGCUUGCAUUGAGCUAUACAGUCAUUUCUGUUUGGUCACUCGUGAACUUUGACGCAGUAACGUUGUAUGGCAAACUUCGUGGCGAGCGAUCUGCUUCUCUUACUCAUCGGAAUAAUCUCAGACGUGGUUAUACUUUUGCGAAUAUACGCCGUGACAGGUGGCGAUCGACGGCCUGUUAUGCUCCUCACACUGUUUAUGGUCUUCGAUGUGGUUGGAAAUGUCUACACCGCCUUCAUCCCAGUGUCAUAUUCUGUGGUUGUAUUGAACAGGACAGCCAUAUGCUUCGACUUCUACACCUCAGGUUCAGUGCAAGGUGUCGUUGCAAAGUAUUGUACAUAGUCAAUGCGGUCGGUGAAACAAUUAACGCCAUCAUGAUGCUCGCAAUUCUCUGGCACAAGCUAUAUGUCCACCAUAGACUGGCCGCCGUUGACGUCCUGUCUACGAGAAAUUUGUCACUUGCGGCACUAUUGCUCAGAGAUGGCACGAUUCAAUUGACAGCACUGUUACUACUGAGCUUACUUGGGACUGUCUUGAUCUUCCUGGACGUCAGCACUGAAGAUGUCGUCGGCCAUUUGAGAUCCUCACUCGUUCCCAUUCUGACCUCUCGUAUCCUCCUCAACGUCCGAGACGCAGCGCGGUCCACACGCGGAGAGCAGUCCCAAACGCCCUCCUUCGUCAGGUCGCAGCAUGGUCUCCAGACACAAGCGGACGUCGAGAACAUGUCAUUCGAAUUGAAUAUCCUAGGCAGCACCGAACAAGCCCAGGAGAUCGAUCACUCUCGCCCACGAGGCUCCAUCGAACGUCAUGAAGGCAUUGCAGAACCGCGCAACAUGGCGGACAACGUUGCGAUCGUUGGCGAUGCUCAUCGGGACGUGAACGAGGAAGAGGGAAUGAACGAAGUCGAGGAAGAGACGCUGCCGGAUGAGGAGGAUAACGCGUGAGGGGAGAGAAUGGGCCUCCAAGCCGGACUGUCAGAUUGAGGGUGAUUGCGUUUUCACUUGCUAUUUAUUUCUUUCCGCACAACCUCAGCAGAUACGCGUCGUGCUAUAAAUCGUGUUUGACAUGUUUCUCG
Messenger RNA from Laetiporus sulphureus 93-53, 1345 nucleotides. RefSeq lists its product as uncharacterized. The record is from RefSeq and is a predicted model, not a curated record. Lineage: Eukaryota; Fungi; Basidiomycota; Agaricomycetes; Polyporales; Laetiporaceae. The transcript is spliced from 12 exons. The coding region runs from base 93 to 1214 and encodes 373 amino acids.